UGGCCAUAUGACUGGUCCCUGACUUCCCUACCUCAGUCUGUAUGGGGUACGGACUGGUAUGCUGCCCACCCCCCCCCCCCCCCGCCACCCCUCCAGAACCAAAGCAGAAAGCCCAGGAAAGCUAGGAACCUGUCAUUCUAGAUGGAACCUUGUUUCUGCCAGAGGCUGGAGGAUGAAGGCAUUUGAGCAGUGGACUCUGACCCCAGGCUACCUCAGGAGGUGAAGUGUGCUAAAGGUGGGACUCUGGCCCUGUGUGAGGUGAAGCUUGGUUGCCAGGUGACUGCCCAGGGUGGCCACCCACUGUUGGGAGGACUGCCUGCUGUGCUCAUCCCUCAGCCGUAGCCACCCCUGGUUCUGCCCCUUGCCUUGCCACCAUGGCGCGGCAGCUCAAUAUGGAUACCAUGCGGCAGAAUUUCUGGAAGGAGGAAUAUCUAAGGGAGAUGAUGUUACGCUGUGAAUGGCACCGCAAGUAUGGGUCAUUACUGAAGGCCAAGCAGAAGGCUAAGGCUGCAGCCCGCCUGCCCCUCAAACUGCCUACCCUGCAGCCCAAGACCCCACUCUCAGCCCCAUCUGUCCCCAAAGCAAGCCCUGCCAAGGCCCCCAGUCCUGUCCCAGAGGCUCUUCCUGAAUCAGAAAUGUACCCUGUAGAGCCUGCCAUCCGGGCCCUGCUGUAUGAAGGAAUCUCCCACGACUUCCAAGGCCGCUACCGCUACCUCAACACCCGGAAACUGGACAUUCCAGAGAAGCGCUACUUGUUCCCCAUCACCAGCAACUUCACAUAUGGCUGGCAGCUGGGCUCUCCAGCCAGGCAAGGAAUGAUCUCCUGCAAGAUGUGCCAGAUCGAGUCAUUCUUCCGCAAGAAUGGGGCUUUUGCACUGCUCGACCCCCGGGACCUGGCCUUCUGACAUGGGCCAAACAUGGGC
Molecule: messenger RNA, 923 nt
Organism: Perognathus longimembris pacificus (Pacific pocket mouse)
Lineage: Eukaryota; Metazoa; Chordata; Mammalia; Rodentia; Heteromyidae
Gene: Spmip1
Product: ATP6V1F neighbor
Exons: 2
Coding region: 375-905 (176 amino acids)
Source: RefSeq, a predicted model, not a curated record